Messenger RNA from Halichondria panicea, 2804 nucleotides. RefSeq lists its product as uncharacterized. Lineage: Eukaryota; Metazoa; Porifera; Demospongiae; Suberitida; Halichondriidae. Gene Ontology annotation, biological process: Rho protein signal transduction; regulation of Rho protein signal transduction. The coding region runs from base 181 to 2712 and encodes 843 amino acids. The record is from RefSeq and is a predicted model, not a curated record. Gene Ontology annotation, molecular function: actin binding. The transcript has 2 exons. Gene Ontology annotation, cellular component: plasma membrane.
GUCAUUAGCAUUCAAUUAAGUCUCUGUAAAAGUGGAAGUGUAUGUCUAAUGAGGCAGAAUUCAUGAAUAUAAAAUUUAGAGGCAUUGAAAACCAGCAGAUUGCAAAGGACUGUGGAUUGCAAGCUUACCACUGCAAGUGCACAGAUCUAGAUAUUGAUGUUUAACUGAGCUGAAGCCAAAAUGCCUUGGUUCUGUGGAUCCACAAGGAAGCGCCAUAGCAAGGCCAAAGUUGGUAACAUUUCUCAAUCAAAUGAUGCCACUACAGCAGUCGCCAAUGGGCGACCCUCUUUCACUGUCGUACUGCAAGAUUUCAAUGCAACUGUUUCCGAUGAACUAAGUGCACACAGAGGUCAAGUUCUCGAAGCCCUAUUCACUGACAGGGAGUGGGUGUAUGUAAGAAACAUUGACGGAAAAUGCGGCUAUGUCCCCCAGUCAUUUUGUUACGCUCUCGAAGCUGUUAAUGAGAAUGCAUUCCAGAAAAAUGAUGAUUAUUCGUCACUCCAUCGACAUCGGCCCGUGAGUCUACAUCUGGGCAUAGUUCCAAUUGGCCAGGGAUCACAGAGCUCUGUUGGAGUUAAUCAUAUUCAAGAGCAGGUUGACGGACCCUCUAACUCAACUCCAGUCAUGAGACAAGCUUCAUUAUCUACUCCUGAUAGUGCACUAUCUCAGCCUUCAUCAAAUCCAUCGAGACUAACUCAUCGCAGAUCAUUAUCUAAUGGCAGUCAGCGGAAUGCCCCAAGUACUGUUGCUGUGUCAACCACUCCUGAUGGUAUUUUCUCACAGCUAUCUUCCCCUCCAUUGAGACCAACUCAUCGCAGAUCACUUUCCAGCGCCAGCCAGCGAAAUACCACAAAUACUGUAGCUGUGUCAGCAACUCCUGAUAGAACACUCUCUCAAACAAACCCACCAACACGAACUCAUCACAGAUCACUAUCCAGUGCGAGCCAGCGAAAUACCACAAGUAUUGUUGCUGUGUCGUCCGCCACUCCUGAUAGAACACUCACUCAAACAAACCCACCCAGACCAGCGAUUCACAGAUCAUUAUCCAAUGGGAGCCAGCGAAAUACCACAAGUACUGUUGCUGAGUCAGCCACUCCUGAUAGAACACUCGCUCAAACAAACCCACCCAGACCAGCGAUUCACAGAUCAUUAUCCAAUGGGAACCAGCGAAAUACCAUAAGUACUGUUGCUGAGUCAGCCACUCCUGAUAGAACACUUACUCAAACAAACCCACCCAGACCAACUAUUCGCAGAUCCCUAUCCAAUGUCAGUCAGCGAAAUACCGUAAGUACUGUUGCCAAAGUACCAGUUGAUCAAACCAAUUCCAUAGAUUAUGAAAACACACCUGGACAACUUAUAGAAGGAACAUCAACCACAUCCCGACUACACGCACGUAGACAAUCCUGUCCAGCAGUUGCAAAUACCAUUGUUCGAAGUGAAUCGUUCUUCAAAUAUACCCCCUACAGCACUAGGCCACAAGUUGUAAAAAGAAGUGUUUCCAUGAAUGAAAGUGGUGCAAGAGUUCGGCCUCAAGUUAGCCGAUUACUCUCGUCCAGAGAAGCAGUUCACUCCAAUUAUAGUGAAAAACUGAGUACUGUUGGCCUCUCCAGUGACGACCGCUUGGACGAAGCAACUGCAGCUACAGAGCGUCAUUCGUCCAGUGGCUCUCCAGGAUGCUCGAGGAAAAACUGUGACUGUUCGAAACGUCCUGCAGCAUCCAAUCGCCGGAGAAACAAACUCAGUCGACAAUAUGCCGUAGACUAUGACUCAUCAGAUGAUGUAUUCCUUCCUGUUGCUGGUGAGAAGAAGCCUUUUGGGAUUUUUCGUUGCCUUGAAGGUCGUCGGCCUACAUUCAAAGGGGAAAUUGCAUUGCGUAAGAAUGAGUUGGUGAUUGUGUUGGAUUAUGGUCGUGGACAGUGGGCGUGGGUAAUGACAAGUCAUCAUGUGGAAGGGCUCGUUCCGAAAAAGCUUCUCACUCGUUAUGAUUCUGAUAGAGGUACGGGUGGAGUAAGGCAGGCAGACGCUACUACACAAACUGAAUUAGUUGUCUCUGGGGGCAUUAGACAGGUGGCCUCUGGCGCUAGUACCGAAACAAACACUGUUAGGCAGCGAAGUACGGCUUCAACUGCAAGUGUAACCACCAACACUGCUAGACAAGUAAGUAGUGCCUCGAGUGCCAGUGGUGGGAAAAGUGCAAGCACAUCUCCACUCAACACGCUGACCACACCAGCAACAGCUCAGAUCGAAGUAGCUCCCUCUGCAACUGAAGAAGGCACAUGGUUCUCGUUCGAAGACACGCUAGAGCGAUUAACCAAUCAAACAUCAACACCUCCAGCAAACAGGCGAUUUCCAAAGUCAGCUCCUGUUACACCUGUCACCCCAAACGACCGGCAACCUCGCCGACUCAGCGAUAAAACUGACAAGAGAAAAUCUUUCAGUACGAGAGCACUCUCAGAUCUAACUCAGCGAGGCACUCCUGCAUUAACAGCAGCUAAAGAUUACGAACCACCAGAGAACAGUAGCAGCUGUCUGGCUCUCAAGAAAGGUGAUGUGCUCACCCCCCAGUCGCACAUGCACUACCCUAAAGGUUGGAUGUGGGUGUGGCAUUCUGAACAGAGACGAUUUGGCUAUGUACCUAACAGCAGUGUGAUCUACACAUACCCCAUUACAAGAAAGAAUCGUAGAACUGCAACAGUUGAAGAUGAAGUAUAACCUUCUUUUGUAUGAACUCCCGUGCUGUGUUAUAAUUAUUUUGUAUCAUUUCACCCUACACCUUUAACAUAAAGUCAAUCAUCACAAAUUGC